Molecule: messenger RNA, 954 nt
Organism: Neocloeon triangulifer
Lineage: Eukaryota; Metazoa; Arthropoda; Insecta; Ephemeroptera; Baetidae
Product: protein Star-like
Exons: 5
Coding region: 28-885 (285 amino acids)
Molecular function (GO): S-adenosylmethionine-dependent methyltransferase activity
Source: RefSeq, a predicted model, not a curated record
ACUCGUCCUAGUGAAAAGUGUGCCGCAAUGCAAGUUUUACAGAAAUAUUAUUGUCUGUUCGUAGGAACAAUAGUAUUUUUUGUAGUAUUUCUUAUGCACCAGCACUGUAAACGCGAUGAAUCUCUAAGAGAACAACUGGAAAAUGAUGAUAUCGGCAGUAAGAAGAAUUACGACGGCUUGGAUGAAUAUGACAAGAAAUUGAUGAACCACGCGAAAAACAUUUUGAUCAAACCGAAUGGCCACUACGUCCCUUACGUUCUUGGAAACCCAAAUGGAAUUGACUAUUCUCAAGAAGGAACGGCGAUUUUCAUCCACUCGCUCAUGAAGAACAAAACGAAUGGAUAUUUCGUCGAGUGCGGCGCCUACGAUGGCGAGACCUACUCGAAUACGCUGGGACUGGAGAAAAAUUUCAACUGGACUGGUUUACUCAUUGAAGGUGCACCCAAAAAUAUUGACGUUAUGUUGAAGAAGAAGAGACGAGCGUGGAUCGCACCGACUUGUUUGAGCACCAAGAGAAAAUCCAUGACAGUUACUUUCAAUGACAACAUCAACGGAGGAAAGAUUGUGGAUGCCGUGAAUGGAAGCAUUCCGCAGUCCAAGGAGGGAGUGAACGUGGACGUAUUUUGCGUCCCUUUCAACACUUACAUGAAAGUGCUGGACAUAAAGCACAUCGACUAUUUCAGUUUGGACGUGGAAGGGCACGAAUACGAAAUUCUGCAGACGAUAGAUUUCAAGAAAGUAAAAAUUGAUGUAAUGGUUGUUGAGCAUUUUUUGGCUGGAAACAAAUCCGACGGAAUUCUCCGCAUAAUGAAAGAAAACGGCUUUAGUCUGGUUAAAAAAAUGAAACUCGACUUCAUCUUUGUUCACAAUGGAACUUCACAAUGAUCUUUUUAAUUAUUUUGUACGUGAAAGACUAUUAAUAAUAUUCUAUAUAAUUUAAAUAAAAAAAUAAAA